Messenger RNA from Rhopilema esculentum, 3687 nucleotides. RefSeq names its product kappa-type opioid receptor-like. The record is from RefSeq and is a predicted model, not a curated record. Gene Ontology annotation, biological process: G protein-coupled receptor signaling pathway. Lineage: Eukaryota; Metazoa; Cnidaria; Scyphozoa; Rhizostomeae; Rhizostomatidae. Gene Ontology annotation, cellular component: membrane. Gene Ontology annotation, molecular function: G protein-coupled receptor activity.
UUUUAAUAUUCAAGAUUUCAUGGAUCUUCGGUUUUUGCAUAUUGAGUGCAAAGUCAAUCAGCCAAUGAUUGCGCUGUCACAAGGCAGAACAGGUCUAUUUAAGCAGCUGGUUGCUUAUUAAUUAUUAGAGUCACCGGAGAUAAAAGAUGCACCUAUAUGGUAAACGACAAAUAACCACCUUAAAGACAAUGCCAGUCUUAGUAUUUCCUUGUUAGAUGAGCAGCGCAUGUAAUGAAAAUGGAAGCAAAAUCCAGCAUGGGAUCGCAGAGUGAUUUUCCAUCAAGGAUAUGGCAGCUUGUCUGUUACUCGAUAAUAGCAUUCAGUGGAGUGUUUGGAAAUAGCUUGGUGAUAAGUGUUCUUGUAAAGACCAAAGCAUUGAGACAAUCUGUCUUUGGGAUAUACAUUGGCUCCUUGGCUAUUGCUGAUAUUCUGGUUACCUCGUUGUGUAUACCAGUGUACGUGAUGUCAACCUCUUCAUUUCAAGACCAUCCGUCAGGUUUAGGUGGUGAUAUUUUAUGCAAGUUGUGGACCGGAUAUUUUGUACUUUUCUAUUUUGCUGUUGUUUCUAUAUUCACUCUUGUUGCUAUCUUGUACGAGAGAUACCUCGCUAUUUGCCAUCCAUUUAAAGCACGGACGAGGUCGACAAAAAGACGGGCGAUUGUCACCAUCUGUCUGAUAUGGGUGUUGUCCUUUGCUCCAAACUACGCCCUAUUUGGUGGCCUUCAGUCUACAGACACUGGGAAAGGCAGUCUUGGUGCACACUGCACUACAAUCAACCUAGAGCAAUAUUAUGUUCUAUGGAAAGCUUUUUAUGUGUUCGUUUUCCUGAUACAGUACGUUGCACCAAUUUCUUGUAUGGUGUAUUUUAUUUUGCGAAUAAAUACGGCCCUGGCAGAAGGGAAGCUUAGAGCUUUAACAAGUACAACAGACAGUGGAAGGUCCGCACUGUUAUACACAAUCUCAACUAGAAGAAAGAGCGUUCGAACUGUCCUUAUUAUGAUAAUUUCCUUCUUUGCUUGUUGGUCGUUGAAUCAGGUGCUCUACUUCAUGCUCAACCUCGAAAGGGGCGUGCCUUGGAACGGAAAUUUGACGCAAACCAGCGUAGUCCUCUGUUUUCUCUCCUCGAGUGUAAACCCUGUGAUAUAUGCUUUCCGCGUUAAGGACUUUAGAUUAGGAUUCAGCAACAUCCUGACUUGCAGGAAGACAACAAGGGUUCAUCAUUUCAGCAAUUCUCUUUAGCAUUACGUCGAAAUUAACCUAGCUAAAAUUAACCAAUCUUGAUGUUCAUCAUCGGUGUAAGUUGGAUUUUCUCUCUAAAUUGAUGAACAUUUUAUCAUUGACUUCUAGCUGGUAUUGAAAAAAUAAGUACCAACAGAAAUAUGUACUCUAGUGAAAACUGUUGGGAGGUUUAAACCUAAUAGAAUAUAUUCAUUUACUACAAAGACAUGCUAUUUAGACAUGCUACAUAUAUCUAUUUAGAAAAUAUUUCGUUGCUGUUGCUAAAAUAAGAAAAAUUUAGUUCGGAGAUUGAUUAUUAGUUGGUAAAGUUUAUGUAAAGCCAUGUUUACAGUACAAAAAAUCUACAUAGGUCCAGCCCGGGUUAUGGAUUCUCAGUGAAACCCAGCAAUGGUUGUACUCCACAAUAAAAUGAACAGCAUAAAGUGGAUAGAACUUGAAUGGCUUUUAAAAAGACAAAUGCGUACAGUUGAGCAAAGGAAAAUCGCCGUUCUGACAAAAAGCAAAACAAAGAAACACACUUAGAUUUAACCCUGAAUAUAUAAGUUCAAGUGUAUACAUGUUAACUUUACUAAACUUUGAGAAAUUCACUCCUUGUUCAACCCGAGUUAAAUCAGGUAGAUUGUGAUUGCAGCGCAAAUACAUUUAUCUGGGUUCGCUCAACCCGCGUUAACUAUCAUUGUGUAAAGUGGGCCUAAGAUAGUUUAGAAGUUCUUAAAGACUUAUUCCCACUUUUCACUCUGGGCUCACGACCAAGCAAACGCAUUUCUAACAUGCCCAAAAUUUGACUCCAUCUUUCUAAGCGAAUGAGCCGCAAAUCGCUUAGAUUCUCAAAAACUGAGCUUUCACGGCAUGCUAAAAUUUCUAUUUGAAACCAAGCAGGUUCGACAUUUAGUUUGUUAGACAUUUAGUUUAUUUUCAUUCAUCGUUGAAUAAGUAGAAAUGUAAAAAUAUUGUAUAUAAACUCUAUUUAUUUCUCAAAAUUUGCUCAUUUUAUUGAACAGUGAAUUAAACGAUAAUAUGUUGGGUGACCGGAAAUUCGAUUUUUUCUUCAGAUUUUUGAUAUAAACCUUUGAUAUAAUUUGAUAUAAUUUGAUAUUCAGAUAUAUUACAAUUCUUAAGUCAUAUUUUCAUACAAAGAGAUCCUUUUCAUAAAAUUCUUUCAUUUUCGGCACUUUGGAGAUAUGAUUGAGGUGGAUGAAGAGAUAAUGAUAGUGAAGAGUUAAAGCACUCUAGCUAUUCUAACAGGUAAUUGAAUGUAUUCUUUAACAUUGAGCGUUCUGUUUUUGGAUUGCAUCGAAUCUAUGGAGUAUCAAAAUGCUUUUUUCUUCAAUCAUUUCCUUAUCAUAUCCAUACUCUCCAUUUUCGUUCGUCUUGCCCAACCAACAAGGACGUAAGAACCUAAAGGCACAUAUACUAAAAUGAUCUCCUACUUUUGAGACACCCAUGUAAGAGAAUCCUUUGACUCCAAAUUUUUUCACUGUAGUAUCUUGAAAAUCAGCUUUCUUUUUUACAAAGCUAAGAGUAAUUAUAGGUGAUUGCGGGUUUUGUAGUCGAAAAACAUUUCUAUCAUAUAUUUUGAAUAGGAGCUACUCAAUAGAAAGACUACUGUAAUGAGGUUACUAAUAGUUUCGGAUAGGGCGUGGUUCAUGUGUCUUCUAAUUGUUUACCCCUCCCUCAUCAAGUGCUUUCUAUGUCCAUGGCUUCCUAUGUUGGUUUUCACCGAUUGAGCAAUAGAUGAGUAGAAUAAACAUAUUAGUAAAAAAAGUUUAGUUUGAUGAUUUUCGUCGUUCUUCAAAUAAAACCGUAAACAAAUACUUGCAGAAUCAGCUGGAAAGGAUUUCAAUCAAAUACGAUCCACAAUAUACCAAACAAUCACAUUUUUCAUUUGCGAUAUCCAAUGUCUUUGAUAGCAAUGUCAAUACCUUUUCGCAUUUCAUUUUCCAAAAUAAAUAAUCUAAGCAAACCCUCUGUAAUUUUCGUUUUUUAGGCGACAUGAAAUAGCAAAACUUGUAAUCAAGGUACUGUCUUGAAGCAGUCUUCAGCAAGGCUUAUUCCAACGUCCGGUUAAAAACUUUUUGUUAAAAAUUCAUAAGUUAAUUAUCUUUCAACAGACAAAGUUUCGUAUGACGUAGGGAAAUUGAUUAAUCAGAACAUUUUCGUAGUCAAUUCUGCCUCUUGUAUUAGCAGUCAUAUCAUUCAUCUAAAUUAUUGUUCUAUAAAGGCCUUGUUCCUAAUUCCUUUCAGAGGUGGUGCCACAGGGAAGACUGGGGAGGCCGUUUCCUCUCCCAUCAAAAUCAUUUUGCUCUUAUUUGGAAAGCUUUUCUCGAAGAGCGAAACUUCUAGCAACGAAAAGUUUGAAUAGACUCACCAAAAUGACUCUUGGGUUAUUUCAUGACAGUAUUGACCUCUAGAUAGGCAUUGUACGAGUGAAACUCUAAAAAGGAAGUA